Messenger RNA from Exophiala aquamarina CBS 119918, 372 nucleotides. RefSeq lists its product as uncharacterized. The transcript has 2 exons. Bases 1 to 372 code for a protein of 123 amino acids. NCBI's taxonomy places the organism in Eukaryota, Fungi, Ascomycota, Eurotiomycetes, Chaetothyriales, Herpotrichiellaceae. The record is from RefSeq and is a predicted model, not a curated record.
AUGGCCAAGAAUGAGCUUCAUGGCGUAGCUCUGGUGACAGGUGCAGGUUCUGGCAUUGGAAGAGCCACUGCAAUCGCUUUCGCGAGGGCAGGAUGCACGAAGAUUGCUCUCCUCGAUCUCAACGAAAUCGGUGUGAACGAAAUUAAGAGUGCUCUGGAGUGCCUAUUUGCUUCAGCCAACGUCGCGGCCAUUGUAGCAGCAUUCGUCAUUGAUAUCUUGUCGCUAGAAAGCGUGAGCAGAACAUAUUCUGCUGUGAAAUCCAAAUUUGGCAGAAUCGAUUACGCCGUACAAUGCGCUGGGAUCGCCAUGUUGAUUGGCCGGCCAUCGAACUCCCUCGAGCAAUUCGAUAAGCAGAUAGCAGUCAAUUAUUGA